AUGAGAAGACACUCCUGGAGGAGUCGGCAGAGCAGGCAGACGAAGGAGUUCAUCUUCUCGGAGCUACUGUCCAACCUGUACUCGCGUGGGAAUGAGCAGACACUCCUGGAGGAGUCGGCAGAGCAGGCAGACCAAGGAAUUCAUCUUCUCGGAGCUGCUGUCCCACCUGCACUCGCGUUGGAACCAGAAGACACUCGUGGAGGAGUCGACAGAGCAGGCAGACCAAGGAGUUCAUCUUCUCAGAGCUGCUGUCCAACCUGUACUCGCGUGGGACGGAGCAGACACUCCUGGAGGAGUCGGCAAAGCAGGCAGACCAAGGAAUUCAUCUUCUCGGAGCUGCUGUCCCACCUGCACUCGCGUGGGAACCAGAAGACACUCGUGGAGGAGUCGGCAGAGCAGGCAGACCAAGGAGUUCAUCUUCUCAUCGCUGCUGUCCAACCUGUACUCCCGUGGGAACGAGCAGACCCUCCUGGAGGAGGCGGCAGAGCAGGCAGAACCAGGAAUUCAUCUUCUCGGAGCUGCUGUCCAACGUAUACUCGCGUGGGAACGAGAAGACACUCCUGGAGGAGUCGACAGAGUAGGCAGACCAAGGAGUUGAUUUUCUGGGAGCUGCUGUACAACCUGUACUCGCAGCUGCUGUCCAACCUGCACUCGCGUGGGAACCAGAAGACACUCGUGCAGGAGUCGGCAGAGCAGGCACAGUGGCGCGACGAGAUGCUGCUUCUCAGAGCUCCUGUCCAACCUGUACUUGCGUGGGAACAAGAAGACAUUCCUGGAGGAGUCAGUAGAGAAGGCAGACCAAGGAGUUCAUCUUCUCAGAGCUGCUGUCCAAACUGUACUCGCGUGGGAAGGAGCAGACACUCCUGGAGGAGUCGGCAGAGCUGGCAGACCAACGAGUUCAUCUUCUCAGAGCUGCUGUCCAACCUGCACUCGCGUGGGAUCCAGAAGACACUCGUGCAGGAGUCGGCAGAGCAGGCACAAUGGCGCGACGAGUUGCUGCUUCUCAGACCUCCUGUCCAACCUGUACUUGCGUGGGAACGAGAAGACACUCCUGGAGGAGUCGGCAGAGCAGGCAGACCAAGGAGUUCAUCUUCUCAGAGCUGCUGUCCAAUCUGUACUCGCGUGGGAAUGAGAAGACACUCCUGGAGGAGUCGGCAGAGCAGGCAGACCAAGGAGUUCAUCUUCUCGGAGCUACUGUCCAACCUGUACUCGCGUGGGAAUGAGCAGACACUCCUGGAGGAGUCGGCAGAGCAGGCAGACCAAGGAAUUCAUCUCCUCGGAGCUGCUGUCCCACCUGCACUCGCGUGGGAACCAGAAGACACUCGUGGAGGAGUCGACAGAGCAGGCAGACCAAGGAGUUCAUCUUCUCAGAGCUGCUGUCCAACCUGUACUCGCGUGGGACGGAGCAGACACUCCUGGAGGAGUCGGCAAAGCAGGCAGACCAAGGAAUUCAUCUUCUCGGAGCUGCUGUCCCACCUGCACUCGCGUGGGAACCAGAAGACACUCGUGGAGGAGUCGGCAGAGCAGGCAGACCAAGGAGUUCAUCUUCUCAUCGCUGCUGGCCAACCUGUACUCCCGUGGGAACGAGCAGACCCUCCUGGAGGAGUCGGCAGAGCAGGCAGAACCAGGAAUUCAUCUUCUCGGAGCUGCUGUCCAACGUGUACUCGCGUGGGAACGAGAAGACACUCCUGGAGGAGGCGACAGGGUAGGCAGACCAAGGAGUUCAUUUUCUGGGAGCUGCUGUACAACCUGUACUCGCGUGGGAACGAGAAGACACUCCAGGAGGAGUCGACAGAGCAGGCAGACCAAGGAGUUCAUCUUCUCGGAGCUGCUGUCCAACCUCUACUCGCGUGGGAACGAGCAGACACUCCUGGAGGAGUCGGCAGAGCAGGCAGACCAGGGAGUUCAUCUUCUCGGAGCUGCUGUCCAACCUGUACUCGCGUGGGAACGAGAAGACACUCCUGGAGGAGUCGGCAGAGCAGGCAGACCAAGGAAUUCAUCUUCUCGCAGCUGCUGUCCCACCUGCACUCGCGUGGGAACCAGAAGACACUCGUGGAGGAGUCGACAGAGCAGGCAGACCAAGGAGUUCAUCUUCUCAGAGCUGCUGUCCAACCUGUACUCGCGUGGGAUGGAGCAGACACUCCUGGAGGAGUCGGCAAAGCAGGCAGACCAAGGAAUUCAUCUUCUGAGAGCUGCUGUCCAACCUGCACUCGCGUGGGAACCAGAAGACACUCGUGCAGGAGUCGGCAGAGCAGGCACAGUGGCGCGACGAGAUGCUGCUUCUCAGAGCUGCUGUCCAACCUGUACUUGCGUGGGAACGGGAAGACACUCCUGGAGGAGUCGACAGAGCAGGCAGACCAAGGAGUUCAUCUUCUCAGAGCUGCUGUCCAAACUGUACUCGCGUGGGAAUGAGCAGACACUCCUGGAGGAGUCGGCAGAGCUGGCAGACCAACGAGUUCAUCUUCUCAGAGCUGCUGUCCAACCUGCACUCGCGUGGGAU
Molecule: messenger RNA, 2500 nt
Organism: Pan troglodytes (chimpanzee)
Lineage: Eukaryota; Metazoa; Chordata; Mammalia; Primates; Hominidae
Exons: 2
Coding region: 1-2412 (803 amino acids)
Source: RefSeq, a predicted model, not a curated record